This is a messenger RNA of Vidua macroura (Pin-tailed whydah), 836 nucleotides long. Its product is annotated as zinc finger BED domain-containing protein 3-like. The coding region runs from base 214 to 735 and encodes 173 amino acids. Lineage: Eukaryota; Metazoa; Chordata; Aves; Passeriformes; Viduidae. The transcript has 2 exons. The record is from RefSeq and is a predicted model, not a curated record.
CUCAGCCUGGAAAGGGAGACACUGGGGAGGCCUCACUGCAGCUCUGCAGGACUGGAAGGGUCCCACAAGAAAGAUUGGGACAGAGUGUUCAACAGGGCCUGUGGCAACAGGACAAGGGGGGAUGGCUUUCAGCUGCAGGAGGCUGACUGAAGUGGGAUCUAAGGAAGCUGCUCUUUUACACUGAGGGUGGUGAGGCACUGGCCCAGGCUGUGGAUGCCCCAUCCUUGGGAACUGGGCUGUGAGCAGCAUGGUCUGGGGGAAGAUCGCUCAGCUUGGAACAAGAUGCUCUUUAGAUCAAUUGUGAUGUCACAUUCCAUGUUCCAGCUGGAACUUCCAGCGUCCAGCAAAGAGCACAACACAACCACUGGCCCUGGUGUCAGUCCACCCUUCACCCUGCUCCUGCCCACUCCUGUCACCCUUCCUGUCACCUGCCCACUGAUACCCCAAUCAGUCCUGCAAGCUCCCUAUUGCCUGGAUUGUGUCAUCCAUCCCUGCAGGAUGCUGACUUUGGUACUGAGGAAGACUGUCACAGACAGAGAGGAAGAGAUGGAGGUCGACCAACAGACUGAUACAGAGGAGGACAUGGAAACGGAGGGCGAAGAGAUUGGAGAGGAAGAGAUGGAGGUGGAUAUGGAAGAGGAGAUGGAAGUGGAAAUGGAAGUGGAAAUGGAAGAGGAUAGUGAGGACAUGGACACUGAUGAGAAAGAUGAGGAAGAGUCUAUGAUCUUGGGAUGAAGAUUGAUGCCAGCAGCAGGACAGGCAUGAGGCCCCCACAGGCAGAGUGGGUCCCCUGCUGCCAGGCUGAGGCUGGACUGCGUGGUCCCUGCUCAGGGACA